Molecule: messenger RNA, 1468 nt
Organism: Capsella rubella
Lineage: Eukaryota; Viridiplantae; Streptophyta; Magnoliopsida; Brassicales; Brassicaceae
Exons: 10
Coding region: 77-1369 (430 amino acids)
Source: RefSeq, a predicted model, not a curated record
AACGGAAUUAAAAAAAAAAAAAAAAACUCUCAGCGACGAACCUCAGAUACCCAAAACCUCCUCCAAGCUCCGAGCCAUGGCUACGUGUUCCCUCUGGGCGUCACCGUCUAUUUCUCCCCGCCGGCGAUUCUGUAGCUUAUCUCACUCUCGCCGCCAAUCUCUACCUUCGAUGUUAAACCUCGGUAAAGAGCGUAUCGCACGAAGAGUUAUCUGUAGCUACGACGAGAAAGGUCGAGAUCGGACUCAAUCUUCUGGAAUUCAAGUUUACGGUGAGAUCGAGAGGUUGUUAACAGAGACUGUUAAACAAUCUCAGAGUAGCUCCGGUGGAUCCUCUGAUUGGUCAGAAGUUGAGGGAGCAUGGGUGUUGAAACCAAGAAACUCGAAACCGAAGAUGGUUGUUCAUUUCAUUGGCGGAAUAUUCGUUGGCGCUGCACCCCAGCUUACCUAUCGAUUGUUUCUUGAGAGAUUAGCAGAGAAGGAUGUUUUGGUUAUCGCUACACCCUAUGCGAGUGGUUUCGACCACUUCAAUAUUGCUGACGAAGUACAGUUCAAGUUUGAUAGAUGCUGCCGAUCUCUACAAGAAACAGUGCAGGAUCUUCCAUCUUUUGGGAUUGGUCAUUCACUAGGAUCUGUUAUUCACCUUCUGAUUGGAUCAAGGUAUGCUGUUCAGCGAAAUGGCAAUGUAUUUAUGGCAUUCAAUAACAAGGAAGCGAGCUUAGCUAUUCCUUUGUUCUCCCCAGUUCUUGUCCCGAUGGCUCAGAGCCUUGGACCACUGUUAUCACAGAUAGCAACAUCCCCAACAAUCCGCCUUGGGGCAGAGAUGACUCGAAAACAAUUAGAAACGCUUAGCCCUCCCAUCAUGAAGCAAAUUCUUCCAUUAGUGGAACAGCUCCCUCCAUUGUACAUGGACUUAGUAAAGGGAAGAGAAGAUUUUAUUCCAAAACCAGAAGAAACAAGACGCCUUAUAAGAUCCUACUAUGGGAUCUCUAGAAACCUGUUGAUAAAGUUCAAGGAUGAUUCAAUAGAUGAAACAUCAAUCCUAGCUCAGGUACUUGGCGUGGAAUCAUCCAUAAGCUCAAAGCUAGAUAUGUCUCUCCGUACAUUGCCAGGGGAUCAUGGUCUCCCUCUGCAACAGGCUCUUCCGGAUGUUCCACCAAGAAUGGCAGAAGCAGUGAACCGAGGAAGUGAGUUUUUGGCAAAUAUUGCUGUUGGGACUCCGUGGGAAUCUAUGGCUAAAGAAGUCGGAGGUUCGCUUGGAAUGGACUCGAAGAUCCUUCGUGCUGAUAUGUCUAAAGAUCUUGCACUGCUCGUUGAUGCAAUCACUUCUUGGAUGGCUUCAAAUAUGGGUCCUAAACUUCUGAGACCAUAAUCUUUACUCAUGUACACAAAACAUAAAAGUUAUUUAUUUAAAGUAAUGUAUAUAUAACAGGAAGCGUCUGGUAAUACAUAAAAACUCUUGCCGAUUGCA